Messenger RNA from Pan troglodytes (chimpanzee), 2325 nucleotides. It is a transcript of the gene CHEK2, whose product is annotated as checkpoint kinase 2. Gene Ontology annotation, molecular function: protein binding; protein serine/threonine kinase activity; ATP binding. Gene Ontology annotation, biological process: mitotic DNA damage checkpoint signaling; protein phosphorylation. The record is from RefSeq and is a predicted model, not a curated record. Bases 510 to 2171 code for a protein of 553 amino acids. The transcript has 17 exons. Gene Ontology annotation, cellular component: cytoplasm; nucleus. NCBI's taxonomy places the organism in Eukaryota, Metazoa, Chordata, Mammalia, Primates, Hominidae.
GUCGAGGGGGCGGGAUCACCCGAGGGGAACCCCGGUUGUAAGUUCCGCUCUGCCUUCUAAACUACAACUCCCAGGAGGCAUUGAGGCGGCGCCUGACGGCCACAUCUGCUGCUCCUCAUUGGUCCGGCGGCAGGGGAGGGGGUUUUGAUUGGCUGAGGGUGGAGUUUGUAUCUGCAGGUUUAGCGCCACUCUGCUGGCUGAGGCUGCGGAGAGUGUGCGGCUCCAGGUGGGCUCACGCGAUACUGGAUUUCACCAUGGUGCCCAGGCUGGUCUCGAAUUCCUGGGCUCAAGCAAUCUACCUGCGUUGGCCUCCCAGAGUGCUGGGAUUACAGACAUGAACCACCACACCUGGCAGAACCUUUGUAUCUUGAAAGCUGUGUAAAUACAAUCAGUUGGCCCCAAAGCAAAAGAUGCUGGCAAUUUGGAUAUUGCAAAGAGAAGCUGUAAAGUGUUUCCUUUUACUGAAAAGGUGAAAGAUCUCAAUUUAAUAUGGAAAUAAAAAAACUUGUAUGCUGAGGCUGCUAACGUCUAUGGUCGUGAUGUCUCGGGAGUCGGAUGUUGAGGCUCAGCAGUCUCAUGGCAGCAGUGCCUGUUCACAGCCCCAUGGCAGCGUUACCCAGUCCCAAGGCUCCUCCUCACAGUCCCAGGGCAUAUCCAGCUCCUCUACCAGCACGAUGCCAAACUCCAGCCAGUCCUCUCACUCCAGCUCUGGGACACUGAGCUCCUUAGAGACAGUGUCCACUCAGGAACUCUAUUCUAUUCCUGAGGACCAAGAACCUGAGGACCAAGAACCUGAGGAGCCUACCCCUGCCCCCUGGGCUCGAUUAUGGGCCCUUCAGGAUGGAUUUGCCAAUCUUGAAUGUGUGAAUGACAACUACUGGUUUGGGAGGGACAAAAGCUGUGAAUAUUGCUUUGAUGAACCACUGCUGAAAAGAACAGAUAAAUACCGAACAUACAGCAAGAAACACUUUCGGAUUUUCAGGGAAGUGGGUCCUAAAAACUCUUACAUUGCAUACAUAGAAGAUCACAGUGGCAAUGGAACCUUUGUAAAUACAGAGCUUGUAGGGAAAGGAAAACGCCGUCCUUUGAAUAACAAUUCUGAAAUUGCACUGUCACUAAGCAGAAAUAAAGUUUUUGUCUUUUUUGAUCUGACUGUAGAUGAUCAGUCAGUUUAUCCUAAGGCAUUAAGAGAUGAAUACAUCAUGUCAAAAACUCUUGGAAGUGGUGCCUGUGGAGAGGUAAAGCUGGCUUUCGAGAGGAAAACAUGUAAGAAAGUAGCCAUAAAGAUCAUCAGCAAAAGGAAGUUUGCUAUUGGUUCAGCAAGAGAGGCAGACCCAGCUCUCAAUGUUGAAACAGAAAUAGAAAUUUUGAAAAAGCUAAAUCAUCCUUGCAUCAUCAAGAUUAAAAACUUUUUUGAUGCAGAAGAUUAUUAUAUUGUUUUGGAAUUGAUGGAAGGGGGAGAGCUGUUUGACAAAGUGGUGGGGAAUAAACGCCUGAAAGAAGCUACCUGCAAGCUCUAUUUUUACCAGAUGCUCUUGGCUGUGCAGUACCUUCACGAAAACGGUAUUAUACACCGUGACUUAAAGCCAGAGAAUGUUUUACUGUCAUCUCAAGAAGAGGACUGUCUUAUAAAGAUUACUGAUUUUGGGCACUCCAAGAUUUUGGGAGAGACCUCUCUCAUGAGAACCUUAUGUGGAACCCCCACCUACUUGGCGCCUGAAGUUCUUGUUUCUGUUGGGACUGCUGGGUAUAACCGUGCUGUGGACUGCUGGAGUUUAGGAGUUAUUCUUUUUAUCUGCCUUAGUGGGUAUCCACCUUUCUCUGAGCAUAGGACUCAAGUGUCACUGAAGGAUCAGAUCACCAGUGGAAAAUACAACUUCAUUCCUGAAGUCUGGGCAGAAGUCUCAGAGAAAGCUCUGGACCUUGUCAAGAAGUUGUUGGUAGUGGAUCCAAAGGCACGUUUUACGACAGAAGAAGCCUUAAGACACCCGUGGCUUCAGGAUGAAGACAUGAAGAGAAAGUUUCAAGAUCUUCUGUCUGAGGAAAAUGAAUCCACAGCUCUACCCCAGGUUCUAGCCCAGCCUUCUACUAGUCGAAAGCGGCCCCGUGAAGGGGAAGCCGAGGGUGCCGAGACCACAAAGCGCCCGGCUGUGUGUGCUGCUGUGUUGUGAACUCCGUGGUUUGAACACGAAAGAAAUGUACCUUCUUUCACUCUGUCAUCUUUCUUUUCUUUGAGUCUGUUUUUUUAUAGUUUGUAUUUUAAUUAUGGGAAUAAUUGCUUUUUCACAGUCACUGAUGUACAAUUAAAAACCUGAUGGAACCUGG